Molecule: messenger RNA, 2019 nt
Organism: Kwoniella shivajii
Lineage: Eukaryota; Fungi; Basidiomycota; Tremellomycetes; Tremellales; Cryptococcaceae
Exons: 10
Coding region: 1-2019 (672 amino acids)
Cellular component (GO): mitochondrial matrix
Molecular function (GO): ATP binding; ATP hydrolysis activity
Source: RefSeq, a predicted model, not a curated record
AUGUACUCUCUCUCUUGCAUAGUUCGACUCAGUAGAGUAAGGCCUCCUGGGUCUCUUACUCUGCAAAUCAGGUAUAGUUCGACAGCGACUAGAUCUACGGAAGAUAAAGCUCGUUUUACAGGUUGGAGUGUUCGUUCACCUCGAGACCUAUAUAAUCAUUUGUCGACAUAUGUAGUGGGACAAGAAAAGGCUAAACGGACACUCUCUGUCGCCGUAUUCAAUCAUUAUCAUCGUAUAUCCCCUCGACUUGCAUCACAAGAACCUUCCCAGCCACCUCACCCAGCUCAAUCACCUCCCAGAGCCCAACCUCCGCCUACCAUACUAGAUCCACCAAUUUCAGCUUCUUCGUCCCGCUCAACGACGUGGGAACGUCCAACAAGACGAGAUGAUAUUGAUCCGAUGAGUUGGGAUCCAAGUAAAGCGGGCACACAACUCGAAGAUGGACAUAAAAGAGAUGCUACAACAGUCACAGGGGCAGAUGGGACUGAUCCUACUUUGACCCAUGAUCUUCUAACGGAUAGAUCUAGAGAAGGCCAAUGGGCGAGAGAUGGUUACUUCAGUGCUAGACCUCCUCCACCCUUACCCUCCUUACUUGGUCACACUAUGAAGAAGCGCAAGACACAUGAUUAUGAUAGAAACGUGCAUCCAGGAGAAGGGGAUCGAGGUCGACGAAGGAGAGAACAAGCUGAAUCGGAUACGAAUAUUAAGUUACCUAUAUUGGAAGAGGAAGGUCACGGCUCAAGAGAUGCCAAAGAAGAAGUCAUCAUUGAGAAGAGUAAUGUUUUGAUGGUCGGACCAACGGGAACUGGAAAAACGUUGAUGGCCAAAACCUUAGCGAGAAUACUAGAUGUACCCUUUGCUUCUUGUGACGCCACUACCUACACUCAAGCGGGAUAUGUUGGGGAAGAUGUGGAAAACUGUGUGCUACGAUUAUUGCAAAACGCGGAGUAUGAUGUCAACAGAGCUGAGGUUGGUAUCAUACACAUUGACGAGAUAGAUAAACUCGCUCGACGGGGUGGUGGCGAUUUUGGAUCUUGGGGAGGGGGAAGGGAUGUGGGUGGAGAAGGGGUUCAACAAGCACUACUUAGAUUACUCGAAGGAACAACUUUGACUUUACAGGCUAAAGCUCCGGCUAUUUCUUCAACACCUCCAAUCUCGCCAAACUCCCCAAAUACUCUUGGAGGAGCAGGUCCAAGCUCUCCGGGUACGACUUUAGGACCGAAAGCGGAGAGUAAGAGCGCGUAUGGGGAACCACCAGGAUGGGAUCCUAAUAACCCUAUGAAUCGAAAUUUAGGUGGGAAGAAAUCUAUUAGGGAAGGCCUACCAGGAUUCAGUGGUGGCGGAUCUCCUGGAGGGAAAGGAGAAACGUUUGUCGUUGAUACCUCGAAUAUCUUGUUCGUUCUCUCUGGUGCUUUCGUGGGUUUGGAUCAAAUCGUGAAUAGGCGUUUAGGCAAAGGAUCCAUAGGAUUCGGUGCACCACUACCGAAAUCACCUGCCAUACCAGUUUCUCCGACUUCGGCACUUCCAUUGACAGGACUGUCUACUCCCGACUUGACAACAUACGGAUUAAUACCAGAAUUUUUAGGUAGAUUGCCAGUCAUCUCGGUAUUGUCUAAUCUCACGUUGGAAGAUAUGAUUCGAAUCUUAGUUGAGCCUCGAAACGCACUGAUAAAGCAAUAUCAAGCUUUAUUCGAGAAAUAUGGAUCGCAAUUGCGAUUUACCGAUAAAGCGGUCAAAGAGGUUGCUAGAGAAGGCUUGGAACGAGGUGGGGGUGCUAGAGGACUAAGAGGAAUUAUCGAAGAAAGAUUGGGUGAUGCUAUGUUCGAAGUGCCAGGAUCUUCUGUAAGAUAUUGCUUGAUAACAGAGGCGGUAAUCAAACAACAAGAACCUGCAGUAUACUUUUCAAGAGGACAAAGGAUGGCUUAUCUGCAAGCUAUAGAAGAUGAAGAUGGGGUAGAUAUCAUUGCUCAAGGAAUCGAAGAUUCAGAAGAGCCUGAAAAGAUUAGUGCGACGGGAUGA